Gongylonema pulchrum is the source of this 384-nucleotide messenger RNA. NCBI's taxonomy places the organism in Eukaryota, Metazoa, Nematoda, Chromadorea, Rhabditida, Gongylonematidae. The record is from the annotation of a GenBank genome assembly.
AUGCUAGGUUACGAGUUGAGUAGCAGAGAAGGCGGCUUUGGUUCUGUAUUCCGGCAUGUGUAUAAUAACCGCGAUGUAGCGAUCAAGCACAUGCAUGGUAGCCGCCAUUCGUCGUCUUCUGAUUUCUAUUCAUUCUGCUCUGAACUGAACGCCUUCCGAUUGCCUCCAUCACCAUUUGUCGUUCAAACUGUAGCAUUUACUUCCGGCAUUUGUAUGCAGGUUGUAACUGAAUUUGUCGAAGGGCGAAAUCUUCGACAGCUUAUCAACGAUGAUAACUGGAAUACUAGUGAUGAGGAGCGUUUACUGCUUGGUUUACAGGUAAACGCAAUUUUUUAUUUUCUUGGGAACAGCUCAAGCAAAUCAUUUUAUUUGGAAAAGGAUUGA